This is a messenger RNA of Chaetomium strumarium, 600 nucleotides long. RefSeq names its product 6,7-dimethyl-8-ribityllumazine synthase. The coding region runs from base 1 to 600 and encodes 199 amino acids. The transcript has 2 exons. Gene Ontology annotation, molecular function: 6,7-dimethyl-8-ribityllumazine synthase activity. NCBI's taxonomy places the organism in Eukaryota, Fungi, Ascomycota, Sordariomycetes, Sordariales, Chaetomiaceae. Gene Ontology annotation, biological process: riboflavin biosynthetic process. Gene Ontology annotation, cellular component: intracellular anatomical structure; mitochondrial intermembrane space; riboflavin synthase complex. The record is from RefSeq and is a predicted model, not a curated record.
AUGCACACCAAAGGCCCCGCCCCGCAGCACCACGAUGGCAGCAACCUGCGCAUUGGCAUCGUCCAUGCCCGUUGGAAUGACACUAUCAUUGAGCCUCUGCUCGCCGGCACAAAGGCCAAGCUUCUCGAGUGCGGAGUGAAGGAGGCGAAUAUUGUGGUGCAGUCGGUCCCUGGCUCAUGGGAGCUACCGAUUGCCGUUCAGCGCCUCUAUGCGGCCUCCCAAGUACAGUCUUCGUCGGCUGGCAGUGGCGGCUCGGCAGGGGACUUGCUGGGCAGCUCGACCACCGACCUGACAACUCUGUCGGCCACGGCAGCUUCGACGGGGCCAUUCGACGCAAUCAUUGCCAUUGGCGUGCUGAUUAAGGGCGAGACAAUGCAUUUUGAAUAUAUUGCUGGAAGCGUCUCGGACGGGUUAAUGCGUGUGUCUCUGGACACCGGCAUACCUGUCAUCUUUGGCGUUCUUACUGUUUUGAAUGAUGAGCAGGCCAAGGCUAGGGCGGGCAUCACCCCGGGAAGUCACAACCAUGGCGAGGACUGGGGCCUGGCGGCUGUUGAGAUGGGCGCGAAACGGAAGGCCUGGGCAGCCGGCAUCAUCGAAUAG